This is a messenger RNA of Triticum turgidum subsp. durum (durum wheat), 738 nucleotides long. The record is from the annotation of a GenBank genome assembly. NCBI's taxonomy places the organism in Eukaryota, Viridiplantae, Streptophyta, Magnoliopsida, Poales, Poaceae.
AUGUGGCACACAAAGCCAGGAAAAUUCUAUGGCCUUCGAGCUGAGAUGAGUAUAUGGGAUUCAUCAAAUCAAGAAAACUCUCAAGAAUCUGGAGCAUCCUUACAGAUCUAUUGUCAAGAUGGAGGAAACUACAACUUAAUUCAAGCGGGAUUUCACAUUUCCCCCUCUUUAUACCAUAACAAAGAUAUUCGCUUCUUUACAUAUUGGACUAAGGACUUAAAAUCAAGGGGCUGCUACAACUUGCAGUGCCCAGGAUUUGUUUCUGCAAGUGGAGCUAAUCUGGUACCUGGACAAGCCAUUGUUCCUCCAUCAAUUUAUGGAAAACAAGACUACUAUGUUAGGCUUAGCCUCAACCAGGAUCCAAAUUCCGAAGAUUGGGUGGUGUACCGUCAUGAUUUAGAAAAACCAUCAUUAUUGGGACAUUUUCCAAAGGAGCUUUGCCCUGGAACACCACGUAUACAAGCCUUGACUGGAUUUGUGAAUUACUUGAAGAAUGCACAUGGUCCUCCAAUGGGUAGUGGCCACUUCCCCGAUCAUUACGAUCAUGACAAUAAGAAAUCUGCGUACUUCAAGCACAUUCGGUAUUACAAUCCAAAUGGUCAUUCUUAUAGCCCGUUUGGCGUUCCAAUGGUCAAGUUAGUUGAUAGGCUAGAUUGCUAUAGAGCAAAUGAUUUAGUUCUUGAUUAUAAGAGGGGCUAUAUGUUCAACUAUGGUGGACCAAGUGGUUGUGUUGGUUGA